Molecule: messenger RNA, 1296 nt
Organism: Parathielavia appendiculata
Lineage: Eukaryota; Fungi; Ascomycota; Sordariomycetes; Sordariales; Chaetomiaceae
Exons: 1
Coding region: 87-1121 (344 amino acids)
Source: RefSeq, a predicted model, not a curated record
CUGCGAACUUCACUGUUCAUACAUCCAACUUGACUACGAUAACUUUCACCUGCAGUCGCGCCUAUUCUCAACAACGUUUUUCUACCAUGACAUCAUUUCCUCUCUUCUGCAACUUUCCGGUCGAGCUUCAACUCGCCAUCUGGGCUCUAGCGCUCCCCGACCCCGAACCCGAGGUCUGCAUCGCCUGGCCCCUGCAGAUCAUGGAGUUUCCCAUUGCGGAGGAAGAGCCUGCGCUUCCCUUCGUCGUCGACACUGCCUGGCCCGCCAUCGCUCACGUCUGCCGCACCGCGCGACAGGCCGCCCUCACGUCUGGAGGCCUCCGGCUGCGGUACUCCCCGAACGCGGGUUUCGCCGUGCCAUAUCGUCACUUCAUCCCGGCUAUUGACACGCUCUACUGGGGCCGGGACCAGGCCGGCGCCAUGUACAGGUUUCUCUUCAAGCCCGAAGUUGCAUCUUUCGCUCGGGAUCUGCGCCAUAUCGCCGUCGAGGUCACCGGCACUUACCCGCACGAUCAGCUGGCCGACAUCAUGCGGCUGCGGGCCGUGUUCUUGCGCACCUUAUCUUUCGUCCUGCCCAAUACCCUGGGCAACCACUCGACUACGGCGGCAUUUCUCCCGCCGGCGCGCCGGUGUAAACUGCGUGACAUCUCGUCCUCGUCUUGGGAUAAGAUCAAAUUUGCCAAAGUGACCUUUUUGCGGCCGCACGAGAGGGUGCCGAUGCCGCUACGGGAAUACCUGGCCAAACGCCGGCGGGACAUGGAAGAAAGCGUGCACAACCUGGCUGUGGUGGGGGCCGAAGGCACGGCGUGGAGCACCCGAGACGGCAGCUUCAGCGGGGUGGAGAUUAAGGCGCAGACGUUUGUCGAGUACAAGACAACGGGGUUCGAGAACAACCGCCAGGAACAGUGGGUCGAGGUGUGCCAGGAUCGGCUGCUCGGCGGCUUUGAGCUGCAGGACGCCGCGGCACCUCAUCCGCGCCGUAUCCCGGUGGCCAAGCGCAAGAACCCGGAAGAGUACCGCGUGCUCGACGACGACAGCGCCUGGUGGAGCGCCGAGGAGUUCAAGCUGUGGCUGCAGCAGACCAACUUCAGUUUCGAUCAGGAAUGGUACCGGACUAAUUAGACUCGCUCAGUCAGAGUCACCAUAUACGGUAGACACUGGUGGAUUGAGCAAAGCCAAGAUGUUCAUUUCCUUUUGAUCAGGGGGAGUGUGUGCUGGUGCAGUCAGCUGAAGUGGGACGGGCGGAUCUUCGCCGCACUCAUACCUUAGUCGGCUCCUUAGGUUGCAGGAGAAGGGA